This is a messenger RNA of Opisthorchis viverrini, 2445 nucleotides long. RefSeq lists its product as hypothetical. The coding region runs from base 1 to 2445 and encodes 814 amino acids. The record is from RefSeq and is a predicted model, not a curated record. Lineage: Eukaryota; Metazoa; Platyhelminthes; Trematoda; Opisthorchiida; Opisthorchiidae. Gene Ontology annotation, cellular component: cell-cell junction. Gene Ontology annotation, biological process: cell-cell adhesion. The transcript is spliced from 10 exons. Gene Ontology annotation, molecular function: cell adhesion molecule binding.
AUGACUGAAACAAUAAUUCAAGCCGCCUUGACUUCAAAACCGUGUCCGCCGCAUGGUGUGGUGGGUUGGAUAUCACCCGAUAUUGGAAAGAAGUACACUGAAAAUAUAGUCAUAACGAUAGAGAACGCUCCUCCAACCAUAAUCCUCACCCCCGGCACCCCUGGUCCGCUAGACGUAAGCGAGGGUUCAGAUCUGGUUUCACGUUGUUCAGUGUUGGAAAACGAACCGUUCACAUUCAAAUGGAUCCGGCGACUACCUGAUGGUUCGACUCAAGUACUAUCACAGAACUUUAUGCUCAGUUUGUAUCAAGUGACCCAUCAGGAUAUCGAAUACCCGAUCUACUGUCAAGCCACACGAUCAGCUGAUGGACAGAUAUUUGAGGAGCUGCUUGACAUCCGAGUUGACCAGCAGUACACUGUGACUAUCCGGCCACUAACAACCGAGGUCAUUGUUGGCAAACCGUACGAGCUUGAGUGUGAGGUUUCCCCAAGACCAGACACCCGGUUAGGCUUUCGUUGGUAUCAUGGCGGAAGAGUGGUUGGGGAUAACGCUGUGUUGAGGAUUCCUUUUCUGGCCUAUCCGGAUAUCGGGGCCUACAUUUGCCGAGCUGAAUGGACACCACGACAAUCUCGAACUGGUCCGAUAGCAGCCAACACCACGGUGGAGAUCAAUUUGGCCUUGACAAGAGAAAUGGGAAUCGAAAUGGUCCCACCACCUGGGAAUGUUAUGGUCACUCUACCUGGAGAAACUCGUGAGCUCCACUGCGAAUUCCAUCACCUACGCGGUUCACAAGGCGUCCAAUGGUUUUUCAACGAACAGCCUUUGGAGCUUCAUCCGACCUUGAACAUGUCUGGUAAUGUCCACCGUAUCGACCGAAUGCGCGUCAGCAUUGUCAUUCUACGCGGGGUUGAAAAAUCACACGCUGGGGCGUACGAGUGCCGUGUGAAUGGUGAUAUCAGGCAAACCAAUGUGAUUGUUCGGGAUGAAGAUGUACUGCAAAUCAAUCCCUCGAGUGACACAGUGGACGAAGGAUUUGGAGUGGAGUUCCACUGUCAAUCACACGGAUCAGGACGCCCGUCAAACAGAGACAUGCUCUGGUUCUUCCGCCCGUUCCGUGGUGGGCCUAUGACCCCUCUUGACACGACCAGUCCGACCGGAUUUCGUCGCCUAGACGACCCGUACGCCUUACAUACAAGUUUUAUAAGCAAACAAUACGCACGGAAGUCAGAUGAGGGUGAAUACAUAUGUCGACUUGGGCCUAACGAAGCUGUAGCCAGGCUUUUUGUUCAUGAAGAUGUACUGCAAAUCAAUCCCUCGAGUGACACAGUGGACGAAGGAUUUGGAGUGGAGUUCCACUGUCAAUCACACGGAUCAGGACGCCCGUCAAACAGAGACAUGCUCUGGUUCUUCCGCCCGUUCCGUGGUGGGCCUAUGACCCCUCUUGACACGACCAGUCCGACCGGAUUUCGUCGCCUAGACGACCCGUACGCCUUACAUACAAGUUUUAUAAGCAAACAAUACGCACGGAAGUCAGAUGAGGGUGAAUACAUAUGUCGACUUGGGCCUAACGAAGCUGUAGCCAGGCUUUUUGUUCGUCAAAUAGCUAAUUACGACGUAUUCAUUACUCCACCAAUCAUACGCGUGCGUGCCUAUCAACCAAUCCAAAUCGAGUGUUAUACCCAGGAGACCAGUGGACGACCGUCGAAUGUUGUGCCUAAACACCGCAUUGAUCGUCCAGUUGUUGGAUUCAUUCCCACUCCGAUUGGGGAAAAUCGACUUCAGAUAUCUCAUCCGACUGGUCUUGGGGCAGAGUACAAUGGCACCCGAGUGGAAUGUUACACCGAACAUCCCGGUAAACCAGCAAGUGCGAUCAUCGUGAUUGAAUCAGCAUGUCCUCAGGGCUAUCGUCGCUGCCGAUCCGGUCAGUGCAUUCCAGCUGGACGAUUCUGCGAUGGACAGUAUGACUGUAUCGAUCAGUCAGACGAAGAUCCUUUGUACUGCAAGGCCUGCGAUCCUAUUUCCAAACCAUGUGAAGAGUACAAUGGCCGUGCACCUCACAAGAAACACUACAUGAUCCAUUGGGAGUGUGAUGGUGAAGAUGAUUGUGGCAAUGGGUUUGACGAAUCUCGAUGCCCAGUUAUACAAAGCUCACCAACAUACCGCUAUACAACACGUCCUGGUAGACAAGUGAUACUUCAGUGCCGGGUGAUUGGAAGGCCGAUUCCUCGAGUAAUUUGGCGCUUCAACUGGGGAUGCCUGCCGGACGAAGGUGGUCGAUUCCGAGUUAACAGCGUGGUGGAAAACUGCGAUUCGCCUAUGCCGACCGUGAUUAGUACUCUGACAAUUACGGGGGUCCAAAACGGAGAUGACGGUAUCUAUAACUGUGAAGCAUUGGCUGGAGCGACUCGCGCGAUGUCUGCCGACUACUUUGUCAUGCUCGAGUAA